UAUCUACCUUUCUGUGUGGUCAACAGGACAACCAGUUAUCGUCGGAGCACUAUCUCUCCGCACAUCUCCGACGGCGGAUGUUCUGCUCCGACUUGCCUUACAGCUCCCAUUUGUAGACGGCCGUCGCAUGCAGUUGCUAUACACCCUCGGCUCUUGUGACACAGAGGGAUCGCUAUUUUGCCUGCCACGCUUCAUCGCGUGACACUCGUCGUGUUUCCCCAUAGAAAGGCCCCUUGUAAGGAAGGUCCUUCUAUCGCAGCAAAGACUCCGACGUUUGCCAGCUUUGAUAAGGCGUACUUCUGCCAUUGUGUCACGUCUUAUUGCAGGAAGAACGGUCGCUCGCUUCCGGCUUUUGACCGAAAGCAGCUGCGAACACCCCUUUGCUGAGAAAGCGUCGCUGCAGGUGGACUUGUUACGCUGCGCCUGUUUGUGUGUGCGCACGCGCGUGUGUGUGUGUGUGCUGAAACGACUGCCAGCUUCGUCCGACUGCACUCUAGCCAUUGUUUUCCCAUCUCGUCCGCCUGCCUCCGAAUUGUCACCCGAAGCUGCUGCGAACGCUACUUAGCCGAGAACAACAAAAUUCAGCGUGAGGGUUCGCACUGGGGAGUGGAGGAGUCUGUGUUCCACAUCUUUAGCGUGUACACACCGUGAUUGAACCUAAAAUGAGGACGUCGUGGACACUGUUCUUUGCGCUCCUGUUUCUGUUGUGGAGCCUGUGGAACUAUUUGACACCGCUGCGGGAGAUAUCGGUGAUCAUUGGAUCCGUGUGGGUUGCACUGUGGGUCUCCUACAAACUGUCCGGUCUCGUCUCGACCGCUUUUGUGAGCGAGGUGUGCGGAGAGGGCAAGGCUGUGCUCAUUACCGGCUGCGACACAGGUUUUGGCCACAGGCUUGCGAAGCGGCUAUCCCGUAAAGGUUUCAUGGUGUUCGCCGGCUGCCUGAGCUCGAAAAGUGACGGAGCGGCGGAACUUAAGCUCCUCCCCAACAUAAACGUCUUGCAGCUCGACGUCACAGAUCAAAAGCAAAUCGACGACGCCCUGGACGCUGUGAAGGAACAGCUGGACAGCAGAGUUCUCUGGUCGGUGGUGGCGAACGCUGGAAUCGGAACCGGCGGUCUCCUCGAAUGGCUGACGACGGAAACAAUCGCCAAAGUCUUUGACGUCAACGUUCUUGGAACUCUUCGUGUCAUCAAAAAAUUCCUGCCCCUGCUGAGAAAGAGCCAAGGCAGAGUCGUCACGUUGGCCAGCCCCCUAGGCCAUUUCACGGUGCCAAUGGUGGCGCCGUAUUGCAUGACGAAGCACGCCGUCGUCUCCAUGAUGGAUGCUUUCCGCAGGGAGUGCAGUGCGAAGGGUGUCGACAUGGUCACCGUAGAGCCUUCCGCGUACAGGACCGGAAUCGUCUCGAUGUACAAUGUUCCCAAGGAGCACGUGAUGCUGGAGUUGCGGAAACAGCCUGCCGAAGUCAUCGCAGACUACAGCGAUGCAGAAAUCGAUGAUAUGCUCAGGGUUAUGGACAAGUUCACCCAAUUACUCAUCAGGGAUGACCCAGAGGAGUGCGUCGACAUCUUGGAGAGGGCAGUCAGGGAGACACACCCAAAGACACACUACCAGUCACCCUGGGGAUUAGACCAACUCUACCCAUUACUGAUCUUGUCUCUGCCAAGCGAGGCCGCCGACCUCAUUUUCAGUCUCACCAGGAGACUGCAGCUAAAGAUGUUCUCAAGAUCAACCCCGUCUAAAUCGAUCAGUCUAAAUGGACACUAAAAAAGCAACUCUAAACUAUUUUAUUUUAGUAAACACUUAUUUAAAAGCUGUUUUCAUUCAUGUCGCCUAAAAGGCCUUGCAUCUAGUGUAGGUAUUUAAGGUGGAACUUCAGUUCUUUUUUUUUUAAUUCGCAUCAGAACCUCCGCGGUGGUACAUGAUCCGUGCGACGUCAUGGAUCGAAAAUCAGUUCUUGUAUAUUGGAUGUCCUGCGCAGGAAAACUUUUCGAAACAUGUUGUUUGAUCAUUUCGUUCCUUUAGAAUGUAAUAGAACACCUUGUUUAUCGAUAAACAAUGAACAAGGCUCGGGUAGACGCUGUCGAAAUGUUUGACUUCACAGCAAGUUGGUGUGAGAAUUCCCGUACAGUGAGUAAGUACCGUAGGCUCUCUUUAAAUGGUGCCUCAAGAGAGCCGGGAAAUAAGUAGCGUUUAUCAGAAGUUGCAUUUACCGAGAGAUUGAGCUGAAGAGUUGACAAGAUGCUAUUUGAAAGGGGCAAAUACUUUAGUAGUAGGUGAAGUUUUCGAGCGCACCUUUCCGCCCUCUACAAGAACUGGGGUGCUAUUUGAGCAUUGUCAAAUUCGACCUCUGGUCAGCUCUGAAGUGCCUAAAAAAGACUUCUACGGCCUUCGUGAUUGGCUGAAGAUGCCGCCGUAACAAAAUUCCACAGCAUGGCGGAAUUACACAAUGUCCAGAAUCGAACCCUUGCGUCGCAUAGCUAUUGAUAGGGGCGUGCACGCCCCUUUUACAGCGUAAUCUGUCAUGGGCUCAUUCCAAUAGCCAUUUCGGGUCGCGAUGAUGCCGCCGCCGGCGGCCGCGUAACCGCUAUCGCAGGAAACGCGAAAAAAGUACCCGAUUCCCGCCGGGAUCGAACCUGCGCCCGCUGCGUGGGAGUCGGAUACUCUACAACUGAGCCACGCAAGCUUUUUUUCUUUAUUGCCGUUUCACAAACACAAACAAAAAUUAUCAGAUACACAUGGACAUAUUAUAAAUACACCAGCUACAACUCGGCCGGUGU
This is a messenger RNA of Dermacentor silvarum, 2776 nucleotides long. Its product is annotated as retinol dehydrogenase 7-like. Lineage: Eukaryota; Metazoa; Arthropoda; Arachnida; Ixodida; Ixodidae. Bases 663 to 1763 code for a protein of 366 amino acids. The record is from RefSeq and is a predicted model, not a curated record. Gene Ontology annotation, molecular function: oxidoreductase activity. The transcript has 6 exons.